UCCAUUGUGUCCCACGGGCCCCUCCGAAUCCCCGCCCUGUGUCACCCUCGCAACGGUGACAGCGUUGGCGUUUUGGUGGCGUUUCCCUCCGGGGCGGGGCUUCCUCCCCCCGGUCUCCCCAAAACCGUCCCCGCGGCCGCCCCGGCCCCAUUUGGCCCCGGACCCCGCGGAAUGCGGCCCCAGAGAGGUCCGCCCCGAGCCGCUCCGCCCCAGACGGUGAAGCAGCUGCUGAAGGAGCUACGGCAGAGCAGAGAAGGGGCGAGAUCUCCGGUUUUGGCUCUGCCCUCCUCGCGCCCCUCGGAUGGUGACCCCUGGCCCGGCGCCCCCCCCAGUGACCCCGGCGGUGUCCCACAAAUGCCGCCCCAUGGGGGAAGGGCCCCCGGUUUGAGGGCUUUUCAGGCUGCUGCCACCCCYGGCCCUGCCUGGCCUUAUCCCACGGUGCUGUGGGGAGAAUUUGGGGGCUCUGCCGUGGGAAGGGAGACCCCAGGCCCGAAUCCUGAACCCCAGGAAYUGGCAGCCGCCCGCGCCGCUCUGAGGGGCCGAGACCCCCAGGAACUGCUGCGACAGGACGAGGAGGGGGACACGCUGCUGCACGUGCUCUGUGCUGGGGGGCURUGGGCGCCCGCCCGGGCUGCAGCAGAGACUCUGAGGGACCUGGGGGGACUCGAGGUGCGGGAGCACCAGGGCAAGACUCCACUGCUGGUGGCAGCAGCAGCUGCAGCCCCAGAGAUUGUGAGAGAUCUGCUGGUCCUGGGGGCAAAUCCUGAUGCUGCUGACCACUGGGGACGCACAGCCCUGCACCUGGCUGCAGCCUAUGGGCACCCUGAAAUCCUCCAGGCCAUGAUGUCCUCAGGCGUCCCUGUCAACAUGGAGACCAGAAAUUUUGAGGGUCAGACCCCUCUGCACUGUGCUGUCCUGGCCCACAACGCCUCGCUGCAGGGAGGGUACCCCCCCACGGGGGGCUCUGCAGGGGGGUCCCGCACUCCCCAGGACCGACUCCGCUGUGUUGAGCUGCUACUGCAGAUGGGGGCAGACAGCAGCAGCCAGGACACCAAAAGCAGUUUGACCCCUCUGCACUUGGCCGUGCGGGGAGGCAACCUCGCCCUGGCCCACCUGCUGCUGCGCCAGCCUGGCAUGGCCCCCCRCCUUGUCAACAUGAAGGCCCACGGGAACACCCCCCUGCACAUGGCAGCAGCACUCCCUGGGACCCCCAGCCAGGAGCCCCUCGUGAGGCUGCUCCUGGCCUGGGGGGCUGAUCCCAGCGCCCGCAACCUGGAGCACGAACUGCCCCAGGCCCUGCUGCCCSCUGGGUCUCUCGGAGACCAGCUCCGCCUCCUGCUGAGGACUCGCCGAGGAUSCCGUCGUCCACCCCCGACCACUGAGUGAUGCCAAAGGGGCUGGGUCUCCUGGUACGAAUGGGGGGACACCCCCAUAUUGGGGGAUUUCCCUCUGCYAUGUUAAUUUUUCCUGAUUUCAAUGAAAUUGCCCCAAAAUUUCUGUGAAAUGWGUCUGAACCACAUUGGUUUGGUGGAGGAAGGGGCAGUAGAGCCCUUCACCCCCAGUCUCAUUAAUGGGGGCUGCUGAUGAGGGGGAUCUCCUCCAAACUGUUUGAGUUGGGGUGAAGAAUGUUAAAUGGGAGUGGAAACCCCAAAACUGAGGAAAUUCUGGAAUUAAA
Molecule: messenger RNA, 1675 nt
Organism: Malurus melanocephalus (red-backed fairy wren)
Lineage: Eukaryota; Metazoa; Chordata; Aves; Passeriformes; Maluridae
Product: NF-kappa-B inhibitor delta-like
Exons: 12
Coding region: 172-1386 (404 amino acids)
Biological process (GO): regulation of gene expression
Cellular component (GO): nucleus
Molecular function (GO): protein binding
Source: RefSeq, a predicted model, not a curated record